UGAUGCGGCUUUAGCUCUGUGAUGCGGCUACAGCUCUGUGAUGCAGGCCUGAACCCUUAGGCCAGAGAUCACUGGCAGUGCCCAGUUGCCUGAGAGCAACAGAGCGAUUCUGACCAUGGAGAGUUACCUUUUUCCGCUGAAAAGCUUUAGUGUUACCUGGAUGAGCUCCAGCUCCACUUCCUGGGUCCUUGAAACCAUCGUGGGCUUCCUGUGUGGAGUGGGGCUCUUCCUCCUGUUACUCCCCUGCCUCCAGAGUAGUCCACCCUUACCACCGCCUGAGAAAAAUAUAAACAUCAAAAAGGUCUGCCAGGCCCUCCUGGCCCUUCGACUCCUGGCUGCAGCCUGGUCCUCUGUCUCCUGCAGCCGCCUGGGAAAGCCCCCUGACAAGGACAGCAUUCGUCAGCAGUCACAUCAAGACCCCUCCUGUGGGGUGGGCAAAAAAGAACCUGCUGAAGACCAUCGGCCAUGUGCAGAACCCCCAGAAGGUGCUGUUCCUCUGGAGUCCGUAGUGUCCUCUUCUGCUUCUGCAGCUCCUCCAACCCAGCCCCCUCGACCUCUGACCUCUGCCCUCUCACCGGACCUGAUGAUCCCCUCUGUUUCUGAUCUUUCACCCUCACUGAGUGUCUCUCCACCACCAGAACCGCCUCUCCCCCUUGACAGCCUUUCACCCCCACCACUUGCUCUUCCUCCUUCCCUACCACACUCCCCUGAUUCCUUUGCUGGCCUUCAGCCACCAACAACCUUUUCUGCAUCACCACUGCCAGAUGCCACUUUGACACUUUCUCAGUGUGACUCGAUGGCGAUGGCACUCCCACUGAGCCCCUUUUUGGGGAGCCCCUUUCCAGACAACUGCUGGUUGACUUCUUCUGUCCCAGCAAUCACAGGCCUUGAUGCCUCAAGCCGUCCCAUUUCGACCCUCUCCUGGUGGCAGGUGGCUGCCAAGGCCUUGGGCCUGCCCACCUCAAAACCUUGUGAAUCCCAGCAAGGACAUACUUCCUGCCAAUCGCAGGAGUCUGCUUUCUGGGGAGGCCAUACAGACAGAAGCAUAGGGACUGGUAAUCCCACUUUCCUCAACCCAAAUGUCCAGAAGCUCCUGGAAAUACAAGUCACAAAGAGUGUCGAGUUCAAGAUUUGGGAGGAAAAAGAACAGGAUGGGUCAUUUCCAAAUCAAAUGAGCUCAGACUACCACCUGAAUUCUUUGAGGAAUAUGAUGCUAAAAUCAUUGGGCGAUGAGCUGGACACCACAGUCUCCCAACCCAUCUGGAGCACCAACGGCAAACCACAGCAGCUGCUCUCAUGUCGCAAGACCUUGCAGGACCACCUACCGCAGAAAUGCAGCCAGCUCUUCUGGGGGCUCCCCUUUCUGCACAGCGAGUCACUGGUUGCUACUGUCAUGGCCUCUGGUUCCACAUUAGAGCUUCCCUCUGUUCUGUUCAAUGGACUGUCUAAUGCCUUACCAAUUCAAAUGCAGGCUAAAGUGUCUCCUUUAGUUUCCCAGCCUCAGUCCUUGCGACACCCUGUGGCCCACCUUCAACCUUUGAUUUUAACCAUGUCUCAGUCCGAGGCCCCAUCUCUAGCUCAGGUCCAAACCCAGGCUCGUCAACAGUCCUCACUCCCAGGCCUACCUUCUUCUCUACCCCAGUUUAGGGCCAAUGGAGUAUCCUGCCCUAGAGUCCAGAAUGAGGCAAAAUGUCUCAUCUCAACUGAAAUUCAACACCUGGAAUGGCCCUUGUUGCAGGAACAACUAGAAAGUGGGAGGGCUUUACCCCAUGUGGCCGAAAGAUCUCAGGAAGCCUUCAGUCCUCUCAGUCCCAACCUUUCUCAGGAUAGUCAGGCCUCCCAGGCUCACAAGUCGGACUCCACCCUUCCUGAAGAUUUUGUGAGUCCCGAGCUCAGGAAGCAACUGGAGCAACACCUUCAAAAGAGGCUCAUCCAUCACCAGUGGGGCCUGCCUGGCAGGAUCCAACAGUUUCUAAAACUGACACAACCUCAGGAAAAAUUUCCAAGGCCAUGCCAGGCAGAGGACCAGAAAGGACCCUCAUGGCCCUCCGUACAUGGGAGCUGCAAGGAUGUAAAGACAAUGGGAUCCAGGCGCUCAGGAAGCUCCCGUGUGUGCAGCUUGGCAAAUUUCCAUCUAGGAAGGAAUCUGAGCAAGGAUUCGGGGCAUAGUCUGGGAAAGGUCCCAAAAUAUAAUAUAUCCCAGAGAUCAGAAAACUUCCCAGUGAAGGUUCUGGGGGCAGACUCUAAGAAUGAAUCAAAAAAUGAUUUGAUGAGGCAUUCAGGGAGUAACUCAGGAAAUUGCAUAUUAAGGGGCCCACAUAAGACACAAGUAGAAAACACCCUGAAAGUCCAUUUGGGCAGGAAGUGGGGGCAGAUUAUUGAGGAUCAGAUCCCUGUGGGUGUCCAUCAUUCCUGGCUUGCUGCCAACCGUACUUUGGCCAAGUCUGACACUUAUACAAAAACUGGAAGUCUGGUGUCACCAAAGGGUCAGGCAUACUGUGUAAAUGCCACCCAAAAUCUUUCCUUUCUCAAUCCAGGCACUCAACAGGUGCUGGAAACGCAUAUUGUAAAGUUUCGGAUGGGACACCGAUGGUGUCUACUCCUCAAAGUCCUUAAGGCCAUAAAUCUCUUUAAGACAAGAAAGGGCAACUCAUUGCCCUUUCUGCAGGCUGCCUUUACUUCUUCAGCCACUCAUGAAUCUUGGCCAGACUCAAAAGCUGAGGCUGCCAGAUUUCUGGGAGAAAACUUUCAAGCAGUCUGGGGAGAGAAGGUGACACCAAAAAAAUCAGUCCCCACCCUGGAGAGCCCUCUCCCUGCCUCCUCACCUGUAGGUGAGGAAGUCCAGAGAACCCUGAGGUGGACCCCACCUGAUAAUGACAAUGGGCCUUCAGAGGCCCCUCAGAGUGGGCAGAAGGGCAGGCAGCCUUUUCAGCCCCUCACAUCCAGCGUUGUGGGCAGAGCCUUGCAGAUUGGGACUAUCUUGGGGGCCCAGAGAGGCAGCCUAGAGCUGACACCAAGUCAAUCAAUGGCCUGGAAGGGGCUCAAGGAGAAGAGUGUAAGAGGUGUCUCAGGAGGCCCCAGCCCUAGCAUAGCAAUGCUGGAGAUGAGCUAUGAAUCCCAAUCUUCAGGGGCUGAAGACACCAGGCAUGCAUUAGUGGCCAAGGGGUCCUCUGCACUACAGCUGCAGGAUAGAGACAUUUUGAGAUCCAGUACGCUGGCAAAAUCUCAAAACAUAAAUGUGGAUCUAAAGGACUUAGGGGCUUCAGGGACCAGUAAAAGCCCCCUACCUUCUGGAAUGUCUGUUCAAGAUCCAGGAGAGCCUUGCUUUAAAUCACAGGUGAUUAGUGAGUUUGAGUUCAAGAUGGAGGCACAGCCAGAGGACCAGCCUCAAGGCUGUCCCUCUGAGAUGCCCCUUCAAGAUUAUGCGGCUGAGGUGCUCCUUGCUGCAGAUAAUUUGGUUUGUCAGAUCUCUCAGUCCCAUCCCCGGAGCGUGUCUAGUGGAGACAUGGCAGCUUCCCAGGUACUACAUGACCUCACAGCAGCCAGGAGGAGUAGCCUGGGACAGCAGGAGUCCAAGAUCCCAAACCUGCAGGACCAAUGGAAGAGCCAGAGCAAGACUUCUGCCCCCACUGACAAGAAAAAGGAUUGUAGGAGGCCCAAACCAGAAGACUGUGAAGAAGAGUUGGCAGGACUGGGCGCCUCCCAAGCCAAUGGGGUAAGCCAACUUUCUCAGGUCAAGGGAAAAGGAGACAUCACUGAGAGCAAGUACCUCCAGUUAGUGCCAGAGAAGGGACAGGCUCCUCUAGAAGGCCAUUUCAGGAAAAGGAUGAAGUGUUUCCUUCAGCGGAUUUGCCCCCGUAAAAAGGACAAAGGGCAGGAUGACCCUCUGCAAAAAGGAAAUCCUGUCUCAGCCUCUCCCCAGAGCCACAGAGCAGUCAAAAGCAGGUUGGCCUUUACUGACAGGGGGGCCACUGAGGCUCAGGCACUCAUGACAGCUGUCGGCCAAAUUCUAGAGGAGAAAAUGGCACUUCAGCUUGGACUUCAUCCUUCAAAGUUAAGUCAACAAAAAGAGGAAAUCAAAGAAAGCCAGGCCCUGGUUGGUGGGCAUUCCUCUUACCAUGGGGCUCCCUCCUACCCCAAGCACAGGAGAGUGAUGAAUGAUACAACCUGUCAUCACCAAGCCACCCCUGAAAGCCAGAGUUGUCCUGUCAGGGAAAGGCAGAACAGAGACCAACAUUCCUUGAAAAUUAUAAGAUCCAACAAUGAGAAAUUAUGCAUGAGGCAUUCCGCGUCACUGCCCCCCAGGGAGCCGAUGUCCCCGAAACAGAUAGAAGUGGAGUUGGCCAAGUGCCAUAUGGUGCCCACAUAUUUAGAAGUGACAGAGAAAGUUACUGUGUGCCCAGAUCAGGAGGAAGUCUUCUCUGAUAAGAAGGGACUGGGAGACAACAAGGAUACCCAGUUCCUAGCCUCCUAG
Loxodonta africana (African savanna elephant) is the source of this 4474-nucleotide messenger RNA. Its product is annotated as spermatogenesis-associated protein 31A6-like. The record is from RefSeq and is a predicted model, not a curated record. The transcript has 3 exons. NCBI's taxonomy places the organism in Eukaryota, Metazoa, Chordata, Mammalia, Proboscidea, Elephantidae. The coding region runs from base 116 to 4474 and encodes 1452 amino acids.